AUGCAGUCCGGUGCCUGCAAGAUGUAAACAAGUUGUGUCCUUCGCGAGAACAAACUACGUACUUCUUCCCGGUCGUAGUUUCCGCGCAGCAAACACGCAGUAGCGGUUUGUGCGUUUUUGUGCGAUUUGAUGUUCUUACAACGGUGAUUAUAAAGAUCGCUGUCUUCUGGAAUGUGACGCAGUGUAGUCUGGUAGAUAUUUGUCAACUUUUCUGAAGAACCUGCUACAUCGAUGUUCGGGGCUGAAGAGUCGUGCAUCUUCUGUUCAGAAAAUCGUUUGCAGUCUUAUAUCACAAGAAUAUAAAGAGGUAGUAGACGCAAGAAUACAUGACUCUCCAAGCGACACGAAAUUCCCCCGCUUUCCAUCUCAGAUCUUAACAGAAUGUUGCGGUGGUUAUCAGUAUUUGUGGUGGCAAUUGCCACUUUCUACUUUAUGGAUGCUGUGAACAGUUGCAAUGAGGCAGUGUGUGCAAGUGUUGUUAGCAAGUGCAUGCUCACGCAGUCCUGUAAGUGUGAUCUGAAGAAUUGCUCAUGCUGCAAGGAAUGUUUUAACUGCCUUGGGGACCUUUACAGUGAAUGCUGCUCCUGUGUAGACAUGUGUCCGAAGCCUAAUAUCACAGGCAGUAGCCUGAGCAAGAAGAGCCAUGUGGAGAUAUUCAGUGACCCUAUCCCAGCGUUGUUUUCUGCACUCAUGUCUGAACCUGAUACUCAGCAGCGGUGGAUCACUUUCACUUUUCCUGUUGACUUUUAUAUGGAUCCAUAUCGGCCAAAGUUGGAAAAGGAGUUCAAGUACUGGACUCAGAGUGCAGAGCAGGAAGUGGCUCCAGUGAAGGAUGUCAUCACGCUCAACUGCACAGUUGCUUACAUGAGCCAGUGUAUGUCUUGGAAUAAGUGCAAACAGUCAUGUAAAUCAACAGGGGCCCAGAGCUACAGAUGGUUUCAUGAUGGGUGUUGUGAAUGUGUUGGAGAAACUUGUAUCAACUUUGGAAUUGAUGAGAGCAGGUGUCUGAACUGCCCAAUGCAAAAGGAAGAAGAAGAAGAAAUUGGUGAAGAUGAGACUUCCUACAUAUAUGACAAUGAAGAUAAUGAACAUAAGGAAAAAGGAGAUUCUCCCAAGAAUCAGUGAGACAAAUGUGAAUGACAAAGGAAUUGUAAUAUCACAGACAAUCAGAGGUUAUGUGCAUGUGUUUUAGUGAAUGGUAAUCAGACGUGAACAGUAAUUAUGUUUUGCCUUAUAUUUUGGAGUCCUCUUAAGUUGUCAUGCUAUCAGGAUGCAAAUAGAAGGCAACUGCAAGAAGAGCUGUGAAUGUUCACAGUGUGACUUUGAUUAAGUCACCUUACCGAGACACCUUUGCAUGUUCUAUAUUCAAUUUUGAAUAUUUAUUAUCAUCACUGAUAAAAGAUAAUUACUUUUUAUAUAAAACUUAUAUUGUAGUUUGUUUAUAAUUCAAUAUAAAGAACUGUGAAUAUUGAAAGAAUCUGACAUCAGGAAGGGACUGACUUAAAUGUGUUCAUUUAAAUACUCCUCCUAUAUUUGUACUGUUGGUAAUGGUUCCAGCACUUUUUCUUUUUCUGGGGUAUGUAUACCAUUAAUCAACUGAUACAUAGUGCAACCUUAUCAAGAGACACAUUUCUGCUGGUGUAUUGUGUUUUGAACUUGAGGCUAAACCCAAGUAUGAGAGCAUGAGCAAACCUUUCUUAAGAGAGAAGGAGAGAAUAUAAAGCACUGAGGGGUUCUGUUAGUAGAGAUUUGUAUUAAUGGUUUUAAUCUGUUACACAGAGUGAUUCAAAAGUCAUGCAGUAUUCAUUGCAUUAUUACUUUAUUAAUGUAAUAUAGAUUAGAAGGAAGGUUUUAGCAAAUGUUAGAGUAUAAUAAGGUUACAACAAAUGUUGAAAGGGUCCUCAGUAUUCCUAAAUGUAAGCACAAACUUUUUUCACCAUGUUUCCUGAGGCAUCAUAUAGCAUUUGAAAAUUUAUAUUUGAAACUUAAUAUUCAGCAUCACUUUGUAACUCCUGCAAUGCUUGUAAAAUGAAAAUCAAGAGUAGUUAUGUCAGGAGAUCUUGAAAGUAAGGUGAUCACCAAAAAAUCUCCCAGUUAGAUCAUUUUUUAAUUUUAAGUAUGACACAAUGCAGUGUCUUGCAGUGACAGUUCAUCCUCUUCCAGAAAUGAAAUGAACUGUCAUGGUAUGCUUGUGUAUUUUCCUGUUCGCUGUAUCCUUGAAAAGUCAUCCCACCAGUCAUUGAUGAGAAACAGCUCACCAAAACCCGGUGUUUUUGGGGGGGGGAAAUAGAGACAGUUCAUGGAAGACAAAUGUUUACUAUUCCAGUAUGAUGACUGUUGACAUACCUGCCAAGGUGAAACUGUGCUUCAUCACUAAAGAAAGUACUGCUCAAUAUAACCAGUGAAUUUUCCUUGUUGAAUACACAAAACCACUGACAAUAACAUUAGGUGGGCUGUUCUACACAUCUGCAUAACAUGGUGCUCAGUGAAGACAUAAGCUAAUGAAUCAAAUCAUAUUAUGUGUGGCUAAUCAGUGUAUAUUAAAUUAAUAAAAAUUUACUCUCUA
Messenger RNA from Cryptotermes secundus, 2566 nucleotides. RefSeq names its product protein twisted gastrulation (gene cv). The record is from RefSeq and is a predicted model, not a curated record. Bases 382 to 1125 code for a protein of 247 amino acids. NCBI's taxonomy places the organism in Eukaryota, Metazoa, Arthropoda, Insecta, Blattodea, Kalotermitidae. Gene Ontology annotation, biological process: regulation of BMP signaling pathway. The transcript is spliced from 6 exons.